This is a messenger RNA of Baudoinia panamericana UAMH 10762, 1269 nucleotides long. RefSeq lists its product as uncharacterized. NCBI's taxonomy places the organism in Eukaryota, Fungi, Ascomycota, Dothideomycetes, Mycosphaerellales, Teratosphaeriaceae. The transcript has a single exon. The coding region runs from base 1 to 1269 and encodes 422 amino acids. The record is from RefSeq and is a predicted model, not a curated record.
AUGCCCACUAUCCUUGGUCUUGGGAUCCCAGCAGUGAUCAACGAGCACUACACAGUUAUAGAGUAUAUCCAAUGUCGCGCUGGAUGGCUCGGUACACACCCGGAUUCCGCAUGCAUGCCUAUCGGACGAUUUACGAUAGCACGACGUGACGCAAGCGAUGUAUUCUCCUCGGAUUCCGCACUAUCUGUACAGGAAGUGCGACAGCGAGAGCAAGAUCGUAUUGUAGACCCACUCCUUCCUUUUCCGACAAUCGGUAACACAGAAAGUCUUGAUGGCUUCAGGAGCUAUCCCGGCCGUGAGUGGUCGCCCAGCAUUCGACGGCCACUGGCCAGGCCGGCUACUCCCGAGCAGGAACCUGCACUAGAGGCGACAUCCAGAUCAGCAACAUCUCUAUGUGCUAGACAGUCGGGUAACAGGCACCACGACACGAGUGCAACCCAGCAUACGUCGCAACGCCCGGUGCUCCAGCCGAGCAGCUCGACAUUACCUUGCGGGAGUACCCCCGUCUACGGUCCACAACAAUCACCACGUGCAAGUCUCACCGGCGGGAAGAUGCCAAGCGCGAAUUCGGUCAAAGCAAACAUGUUGCAAACGGCAUAUGCAGACCAACAAGCCAGCACAAGUUUUUACAUUGAUCACCAUCAACCUGGUCGAUCGUCCAGUCCUGUACUACGAUUUGGGUCUCCAAUGGCUACCAUAGCAUCUACGCCAGCGACUACGCCUCCGUUAGGUGGGUCCAAAACGAGCACUUGCCCGUCACAGCCACCUCACGCGACCGACAAGCCGUUGCAAGCCGACUUACUACGCAACAAUAUAAAUGCACUCGGCAAUCCCCCCAGACUAACGGAUGAUACCACUAGUCUUGAGAUUGUCGAGGGUAACAUCGCCUCCCUUGCAGGCCGCGGCAUCAUGAUUCCUAUCAAGCAAAGCGGAGCACCAAAUGAGCAGCAUCGGCAUCAUCAGAAGCUACAAACAGUGCCGUGGAGAUUGGGAUCACCAAACAGGCACGAACAGAGUCUCGUCACUCUUCGCAGCGCCCUGCCCAGCGGAUUAGGCUCAACGGCCCCCGUGAGCCCGGAGAAUCUUCUGCAAACAGCACGCCUAAACCAAGCGAGACAGUUAACUUGGAGGGACUCUGCCAAGGAAGCAUUCUGCCACGGCGAGGAAACAGUCUUCGCCGCUAUCGGAGCGUAUUCAUGGGCAUGUACAGGCAGUCACCGCUGGCACAGCCUUGCUCAGAUCGAAGGCCGAAGCUCAGAGCAUUGCUAA